GUUUGGAGCGCCAGAGGCGGCAGCAGGUGGCGUGGCAGGCGCAGCGUGCCAUGGGGCUCCCAGCGCUGCUGGCCAGUGCGCUCUGCACUUUCGUGCUGCCGCUGCUGCUUUUCCUGGCUGCAGUCAAACUGUGGGACUUAUACUGUACGAGCAGCCGCGACCGCAGCUGCGCUCUUCCCUUACCCCCCGGGACUAUGGGUUUCCCUUUCUUUGGGGAAACAUUGCAGAUGGUGCUGCAGCGGAGGAAGUUCCUGCUGAUGAAGCGCAGGAAAUACGGCUUCAUUUACAAGACACAUCUGUUUGGGCGGCCCACGGUGAGGGUGAUGGGUGCAGACAAUGUACGUCGCAUCUUACUUGGAGAGCAUCGGCUCGUGUCGGUCCACUGGCCUGCGUCCGUGCGAACCAUCCUGGGCUCUGGCUGCCUCUCCAACCUACACGAUUCGUCACACAAGCAGCGCAAGAAGGUGAUUAUGCGGGCCUUCAGCCGCGAGGCGCUCCAGUGCUACGUGCCAGUGAUCACUGAAGAAGUGAACAGUUGCUUGGAGCAAUGGCUGAGUUGCGGCGAGCGUGGCCUCCUGGUCUACCCUGAAGUGAAGCGCCUCAUGUUCCGCAUCGCCAUGCGGAUCCUGCUAGGCUGUGAACCUCGGCCCGCAGGUGGCGAGGAGGACGAGCAGCAGCUAGUGGAGGCCUUUGAGGAGAUGACCCGCAAUCUUUUCUCGCUGCCCAUCGACGUGCCUUUCAGUGGGCUAUACCGGGGCGUAAAGGCGCGGAAUCUCAUUCACGCGCGCAUCGAGGAGAACAUUCGCGCCAAGAUCUGCAGGUUGCGGGCUGGGGAGACAGGAGGCAUUUGCAAAGACGCUCUGCAGCUGUUGAUUGAGCACUCUUGGGACAGAGGAGAGCGGCUGGACAUGCAGGCGCUGAAGCAAUCCUCAACCGAACUUCUUUUUGGAGGACAUGAAACUACAGCCAGUGCAGCCACAUCUCUGAUCACUUACCUGGGGCUCUACCCACAUGUUCUCCAGAAGGUUCGAGCGGAGCUGAAGAGUAAGGGCUUACUUUGCAAGAGCAAUCAGGACAACAAGUUGGACAUGGAAAUUUUGGAGCAACUGAAAUACAUUGGGUGUGUUAUUAAGGAGACCCUCCGCCUGAACCCCCCAGUUCCAGGAGGGUUUCGAGUUGCUCUAAAGACUUUUGAAUUAAAUGGAUACCAAAUUCCCAAGGGCUGGAAUGUUAUCUACAGUAUUUGUGAUACUCAUGAUGUAGCAGACAUCUUCACUAACAAGGAGGAAUUUAAUCCUGAUCGAUUUAUGCCACCUCACCCAGAGGAUGCAUCCAGGUUCAGCUUCAUUCCAUUUGGAGGAGGCCUUAGGAGCUGUGUAGGCAAAGAGUUCGCAAAAAUUCUUCUCAAAAUAUUUACAGUAGACCUGGCCAGGCAUUGUGACUGGCAGCUUCUAAAUGGACCUCCUACAAUGAAAACCAGCCCCACUGUGUAUCCUGUGGACAAUCUCCCUACAAGGUUCAUCCGUUUCCAAGGAGAAAUCUGAUGGGCAUGAAUGAGUUUUUAUAUAGUGUCAUAUUGACUUAUUAUAUUUAAUUCCUAAAUGUAUAUUAUAUUUAUGUGUCUCUACUAUAGUAAAGGUUAAAAUAAUUAAUUUGUAUAAUUGCAAAUAAAGUAAAAUUUGAAAGUUC
This is a messenger RNA of Cavia porcellus (domestic guinea pig), 1689 nucleotides long. RefSeq names its product cytochrome P450 26A1. The record is from RefSeq and is a predicted model, not a curated record. Gene Ontology annotation, biological process: sterol metabolic process. Gene Ontology annotation, molecular function: monooxygenase activity; oxidoreductase activity, acting on paired donors, with incorporation or reduction of molecular oxygen; iron ion binding. Lineage: Eukaryota; Metazoa; Chordata; Mammalia; Rodentia; Caviidae. Bases 51 to 1544 code for a protein of 497 amino acids. The transcript has 7 exons.